CGUGGAUGCGUGGGAGCCGCACCGAGCACCGGAGCACCGGAGCGCCGGAGCGCCUGCAGCGGGACAUGCCGGGACCUCUUCUGCUUCUUCUUCGAUCCUUAUAGAUUGUUCCAGCUUUGCUUUUUUCCCCCCGCCACCAUGGAGCUCGCACGCGUGAACCUCAAGACGCUGCUGCUGACGAUGAUGAUGUUCAAGUGGGGGACCCUGUGCACGGCCUCGUCCGAGAACUGCCUCUCCGCGCCGUGCCGGAACGGCGCCACCUGUGUGGACACCGCCGACGACUACGCUUGCAUCUGCCCCCUCGAGAGCGUCCGCUACACGGGCAAGAACUGCGAGCAGCUGUACGACGCCUGCGCCUCCGCGCCGUGCCGCAACUGCACCAGCACCCCAGGCGCCGCCGACUACCGCUGCCUCUGCCCGGACGGCUUCGCCGGGGACGACUGCACCGAGGACCUGGACGAGUGCCGGAGCGGGCCGUGCUCGGAGCCCCGCUCCUUCUGCAUCAACCACCCCUACGGAUACUUCUGCCGCUGCCCCGCGGGGCUCGGGGGCCCCGACUGCCAGGAGCCGGUGACCGACUGCGCCGACGAUCCCUGCGAGAACAACGGCACCUGCGUCUGGCAGCCGAACGGCUUCGGGUGCCGCUGCGCCGCCGGGUUCGAGGGGGAGACCUGCGAGCGGGACGUGGACGAGUGCGCGUCGGAGCCGUGCCGGAACGGGGCCAUCUGUGUGGACGCCGUGGCCGGCUUCCGCUGCUUCUGCGUGCCGGGCUUCCAAGGCCGCGACUGCGAGAUCGACAUCAACGAGUGCGCGUCUCACCCGUGUGAGAACAACGCCACGUGCAUCAACGAGAAGGACCGCUACGAGUGCGAGUGUCUGCUGGGGUUUGCAGGGCUGAACUGUGAGACGGAGGUGGAUGAGUGUGAGUCCCAGCCCUGCCUCAACGGCGCCACCUGCCAGGAUCUCUCUGGUUCCUACGGCUGCAUCUGCAGGCCGGGCUUCAUCGGCACCGACUGUGAGGAGGAUGUGGACGAGUGUCUCAGCGGGCCCUGUCUGAACGGAGGGACCUGCAGGGACCUGGAGGACAGCUAUGAGUGUGACUGUGGGGAGACAGGGUUCGGAGGGGAACACUGUGAGCUGGACAUCCCAGAAUGUGCCUCGGACCCCUGCCAGCACGGGGCCACCUGCCUGGAGGGGCUCGGGGGCUACGCCUGCCUCUGCUGGCCAGGCUACGAGGGCCCCCACUGCGAGGUGGACGUGGACGAGUGCGAGUCGGGCCCCUGCCAGAACGGGGGGACCUGCCUCCAGCUCUCGGACCCAGACCUCCCGCACCGGGACCCGGACCUCCACCCAGACCUCCACCCGGACCCGGGGCCCUGGUCCUAUGCAGCGGCGGCGGGCUACGUGUGCCGGUGCCGGCCCGGCUACGUGGGGCGGGACUGUGAGGAGGACGUGGACGAGUGCCAGUCUGGGCCGUGUGGGAACGGGGGGACGUGCAAGGACCUGGUGGACGGAUGGACCUGCAGCUGUCCUGCUGGGUUCCUAGGCGACCGUUGCCAGGACGACCUAGACGAGUGCGCCUCCCAGCCCUGCCAGAACGGCGGGCGCUGCCGCGACGGCCCCGCCUCCUACAGCUGCGUGUGCCCUGAGGCCGCGCCCCUAGGCCAGCCCCCCUGGGGCGGGGCCACCUGCGCCGUCCCCCUGCGCGGCUGCCUGGACCACCGCUGCCAGAACGGCGCCACCUGCCUCCCGUGGCUCCGUGACGACGAUGACGUGCACGGGCACACGUGCGUGUGCCUACCCGGUUUCCACGACGACCAGUGCUCCACGCCCACCACCUUCUCCCUCGCCGGCGCAGGCUUCCUCCACCUCCACGUUCCCAUCCACCUCCAUUUUAAAACCCAGCUCCGCUUCCGGACCACAUUACCCAGCAUGCUCCUCUUCUUCCGCGGGGACGCUGUUAGCCACCUCCUUUUGGAAAUAAUGGACGGCGAGCUCCAGGCUAAAGCCUUGUCACAGAACUACAAUCUAGUUGUAGUUCUUCCUGUCCCUGUCAGUGACGGACACUGGAGGGAGGUGCAAGUGCUUCUGGGAAAUGAAGUCCUGAUCCUGAUUCUCAAAGGCCCCGAUUGUGGGGGAGACAGCUGUCGGGCGGAAGAUUCCGGAGGGGGGUUGGAGUCUUCAGAGGAGGAGGAGGGGCUGGCUGACAUCUACGUGGGCGGCGCCCCGCCGGAGCUUCUUCUUCUCUCCCGGAGCAGGGAGGGGUUCACCGGCUGCAUGGAGGACUUGCUGGUGGACUCGGAGGCGGUGCUGCCCCACCUGAUGGAGGGGGCGGAGCUGGGGUGCAGCAAGACGGACUGGUGCGGGGCGGCGCCCUGCGGGAGGCGGGGCCGCUGUGUGGAUCUGUGGACGGGGUUCAGGUGCGACUGUGAUCGGCCGUUCCACGGAGAGAGAUGCUCCGAGGAAUUCCCGGCGUGGACCUACAGCCACGAAGCCUCCACCAGCUUCAGCUCCUACGACGUCUCCACCAAUCACGGCCCCCGCUUCCACCUCUCCUUCCUGCUCACCACCCUGAAGCCCGACGGGCUCCUCCUCCAGCUGCGCCGCCCGCCCCCCAUCUCCCGUGUCUACCUCUCCGUCUUCCUCCGAUCGGGCCGCCUGGCCCUGGUCGCCCCCGGCAACCCGCCGCUGACGGCGCCGCCCCUCCUGGCCGACGGCCGGCACCACCUGGUCCUGCUGGGGGUGGAGCCGGGGGGGCGGGGAGUGACCCUGGAGGAGGCGGGGCUCCGCUACGAGCUGGGCGGCAGGCUCCUCCCGCCCGAGGACGGGGCGGAGCUGGCGGUGGAGGGCGCCGACGAGGCCUACGUGGGCGGGCUGCCCGAAGGCUGGGACGCCGCGGAGUGGGGUGGGCACUUCAAGGGCUGCCUGCAGGACCUGCGAUUGGAUGGGGUGCGCCUGGAGGUGGGGGGGCGGGGCGAGGAGGGGGGCGGGGAGGGGGGCGGGGUUUACCUGGCCACCGACGCCGAGAACGUGGAGGAGGGCUGCGUCAGCGACGACACCUGCAAGAUUGAACCGUGUCAGAACGGAGGCGAAUGCGCCGUCACCUUCAACGACUUCACCUGCACCUGCCCGCCGGAGUACGUGGGGAAGACCUGCGAGACGCGGGUGUGGUGCGUCAACGAGCCCUGCGCCGACGGCGGCUUGUGCGUGGACCUCCCCGACGGAUACGAGUGCCUCUACAACGCCACCUUCCGGCGCGCCCCGGUCCAUUACAGCUCCGGCGGUUUUCCCAGCUCCGUCUCCCACGUUUCCCUGGAGCUCCGGACCCGCGCGGCCGACGGCGUGCUCCUGGCGGCGGGGCGCAGCUCCGACUCCGUCACGGUGGCCCUGCGGGACUCCACGCUCCGCGUUCAGAUUGGGGCGGCCCUCACGCUCCGCGGGAGCCGCCGCGUCUCCGACGGCGCCUGGCACCGCGUCGACGUCGCCAUGGCGACGGAACGGAAGCGCAAGGCUGCGGCGGCGGCGUGGACCGUGGCCGUGGACGGCGUGGCCGACGCCGGCAGCUGGCCCGAGCGGGCCGGCGCCCCGGCCUUCCCCGACCACGUCACGCUCGGGGACGGAUUCGUGGGCUGCCUCGGCGCGGUCCGCGUGGGUGGGGUCUACCUGCCGUUCCGGGAGGAGGGCGACGCCCCCCCGCAGCGGGCCAGGUUCCGGAUCACCGCCGGCGGCGAGGAGCUCCGGCUCGGCUGCGUGGAAGACUGCGCGGCGGCGCCGUGUCUCCGCGGGGCCUGCGUGGAUCUACCCGGCGACGGCGGCGGCUUCGAGUGCCGCUGCGAGCCGGGUUUUGCCGGCGAGCGCUGCGGGGAGGACGUGGACGAGUGCCGGGGACACGCGUGUCUGCACGGCGGGACGUGCAUCGACGGGGAGAACAGCUACAGCUGCGAGUGUCCCGGGGGCUUCGCCGGACCCCGCUGCCAGUGGGACUUCCCCCCCAUCCGCUGCCGGACGGACGUGCGCUGCCUGAAUGACGGAGUCUGCAGGGACGGACCGUGGGGGGCCAACUGCACGUGCUCACCGGGUUUCCACGGAGACAGGUGUGAGACGGAGACCAACGAGUGUGAGUCGGACCCCUGCCAGAACGGCGGCUCCUGCCUGGACCGCUUCAACAUGUUCGUGUGCGAGUGUCCGCCGGGCUUCAGCGGCCCGGCCUGCCAGCUAAACAAGCUGGCCUACCGGCAGGCCGGACCCUGGCUCCUGGUGGCCGUGCCGCUGCUCGGCCUCGGCCUGCUGGCGCUGCUCCUCCUCCUGGCUGUCACCGCGGCGACGGCGCGCAGCAAGCGCCAGUCGGAGGGCGCCUACAGCCCCAGCGUGCAGGAGCUGGCCGGCGCGCGGCUGGAGAUGGACCGCAUGCUCAAGGUGCCGCCGGAGGAGCGGCUCAUCUGAGACCCCGCCCACCCCACCAACCAAGCCCCGCCCACCAAUCAAGCCCCCCCCCCCAACCUGUGUACAUAGUUUGUACAUAUGUAGUUGUAAAUGGUACAUGCAGGCGUGUUGUGAUGUCAUACUUUUGAGAAUCCCCCCCCCCCCCCUUAAAACAGGGGAAAAGAAAGAAAGAGAAAAAGAAAUCAUGGAUGGAUGGAUGGAUGGAUGGAUGGAUGGAUGGAUGGAUGGAUGGAUGGAUGGAUGGAUGGAUGGAUGGAUGGAUGGAUGGAUGGAUGGAUGGAUGGAUGGAUGGAUGGAUGGAUGGAUGGAUGGAUGGAUGGAUGGAUGGAUGGAUGGAUGGAUGGAUGGAUGGAUGGAUGGUUUCCCAACAAAAGGUCUACGGUGGAAUUACAAGCGGUCCGUGAUAAUGAAGUGUAUAUAUUUAAAAAAAAAAAGAUCCUCUGAUAUUUAUAGAAAUAGAUGAAUAUUUUACUCAGAUGUGACGGAGACAAAAGGGUCACAUGACUUACUUUUACUCUUUAAGUGUCUUUUGUUUUAUUUUGAUAAGAAAUCUUGCACGCGUUUGCAUUGUUGAAGGUACUGCACCACACUGUUAAUACAUCCUUUUCAAAAUAAGAGCCUUCUAGUGUUUCUGUGGGAAUAUUAACCCUUCAUUUCUUUAAAAUGCUUUUAUUUUGAAAUAUUGCAGGAAGCUGUUGAUACACACUUUGAAAAUAAGAGCCCCCUAGCGUUUCAGUGGGCUUACACACCCUUCAUUCCUUUAAUAUGCUUUUAUUGUGAAAUACUUGCAGGCAGCUGUUGCGAAAUACGAUACGAAAUUUCAAAAUAAAUUGAAAUAAAUAAAUUUCAAAAUAAGAGCCCCCUAGCAUUUCAUUGGGCAUAAACAUCCUUCAUUUUAUUUAAAAUGCUUUUAUUUUGAAAUAUUUGCCUCGCUGCCGUUGGGCAGCACUACGGUCGCCAUGGAAACCGUUGCAAUAAUACCUCCAUCUGAUGUGAAAACGUACUUGUACUUGUUCAUGUUGUGCUGAUAUUGUGUUGAGGACAAUAAAGUGAAAAAGGGAUCUGAACCGCGAGACUUUUAUUUUCCAGAGGAAGGAGUUCCGGU
This is a messenger RNA of Cololabis saira (Pacific saury), 5548 nucleotides long. RefSeq names its product protein crumbs homolog 2-like. Bases 139 to 4443 code for a protein of 1434 amino acids. Gene Ontology annotation, molecular function: calcium ion binding. Gene Ontology annotation, cellular component: protein-containing complex; plasma membrane. Gene Ontology annotation, biological process: heterophilic cell-cell adhesion; establishment or maintenance of epithelial cell apical/basal polarity. NCBI's taxonomy places the organism in Eukaryota, Metazoa, Chordata, Actinopteri, Beloniformes, Belonidae. The transcript has 12 exons. The record is from RefSeq and is a predicted model, not a curated record.